AAUCAAAUGGAAUUCUAUGGAUUCGAAAAACCUAAAGUUUAUCUUUCUUAUCGUGGUUCUAAUUCUGGACUAUGGACAUCUUAGGGAUUCGCCGGUGGCCGGUAAGUUUCUGUUCAACUUCAGACCAGUUGCACCCCUCUUGCGAUCAAAGAUUCGAGAACUCUUGAUUUUCAAGGAUAAAAAGUACACUCAUUUAUAUUUGUCCUUUGUAACUUUAGGUUGCCUCACUUCGAGUGACUGUGGCUAUGGCCAAUACUGCGAUGAAUGUGAGUAAAUGUUCAGUUAUUGAGACGUUUUAUUCGCGUCCUUGUUUUAAUAUUCUUGGUCUUUGAUCGCCAACCUUGAUCCAUGUACCAAACUGUUUGAGUAUUCUGCGGUCACCUGGUAGAUCUAUAAAAAUCAAGAACAUUUUAUUCUCAAUCUCCUAUGCUUCUAUGUUAUUAAAAAUUGCCCUCUAAGAAUGUGAAGCAGGUUCUAGUGACUUUCAUGAAGCUGUUUUUGACGCGCUUAUUGAUCGGCGUCGAAUUGGUUCCAACAUUUUGAUUAAUUUCGUUCUGGCUGGUUUGAUUUGAGUGUGCUUCCCGCCUGAACGGAAUACAUUUUCUUUUUCCUUAAAUUUUAACAACAUAUCACCAUUAUUUUAGUGACAAAUGUCUCUCGUAUUUUCACUUACGAGGUCCUAUUUUUAAACGCUGUAAGAUAUUUAACUUUAGCCUGAAUACCAAAUAGUUGAAUACCUCACGGGUUCAAAGCGAUCGUUCCCGAAAAUUAUAAAUUUGCAUAUGUUUUAACCGUAAACGGUAGUUUAGUAAAUAACUAUAAUAUCAGGGCUUUUUGCUUUAUUUCAUAUUCUUUGUUCGUCAUUUUGCAUGUCUAAUUCCUUGAUCUGCAAACAUAACAUGUCGCACAAAAAUGUAUCUGAAAAUUCGACGUUCUUUGCUCGACAGAAGUUGAGCAUAAUCGUUGAAGCAGAACUUGGUUUGCAUUCAAACAGUCUUCGGGCGUUAUCAGAGCAAUCUUUGUCUCGUUGUUUACUUGAAAGUACAUGUUCGUGUAAUAUCUCGAUUAAACGAUUUCUUCCUUUAUUGUCUGAAAAGUAGCACUCGUAACAUUUUAUGAUAAUUUACACACCAGCUUACUAAACCCAGUUAUUCGCAACAUGUCUUCCCUAGAAACCAUUUUUGAGUUUUAAGAAUUUGUCGUUCUUUGUAGACUCAGUAAAAAAAACUAAAUAACGAUUAACCAAAAAAACUAUAUUUGAUAAUUACCUUAGCGGCUUAUUGAUUAUGUGAUAUUGCUCGCCUUCUUUAUGAUGUUCUCGUUUCUUACAACAUGGUCGUCUGGCAGGUUCACACGGCGGCUUACACCUUUUUUUUCUUUUUUCCACACUACUGAACCAUGGAAACACAAAUAGCAAAAUUUAAUUCAGCAUUUUAGAUCACUGAAUGUAAGGAAAUCCUUUUUUACCUUAUACAAAAACUAGACAAAUCUAAAAACGGUAUUAAUUCAGCCAGAAACCGUGCGAAAAAAAAAAAAAUAAAAUUUGUGAACAAUUGUACAUAAACAGUACAUAUAAAUUAGCAUAAUAUACUGAACUUAUAGAGACCUUAGGGUACCUGUUUUUUGGUGGUAAGUGACAACAAGAUCUUCCAAACACUCAAGACAGUGAAAUCUGUGAAAUCACUGUGUUUCCUCUUGUGUAAUUUUAGAUUAUGACCAUCCCCCUUUUUUUUUCCGUUUAGCGUCGAAUGCGUUUCCUGAUAUUGGGUCGGUCAGUCAGAUUGAAAAAAAAACCUUAAAAAAAAUCACAAGAAGUCUCGGAAUAGGAGGCCCUAGUACCCCAGCAUAUAUGAAACAUAUAUGAAACAUAUAUAUAUUUUUCGCAGGGUUUCUUUUUCAUAUAUAUACAUAUUUGGAUUAACGAAGUGCACACUAGCUAUACUGUUAAAAAAAUGUUCCUGUUUUUGUUCCUGUUUUUCUCUACACUAUCCUAUGCUCAUUUUUCAGAUUAAAAGAAUUAUUUCAAGUGAAAAAUGGUUUAACUACAUCGUUACUUUUUUUUGUUUUUUGAAAAUGCCCUAAAUUUGGGUCGGUCAGUCGGACGACGCUAAACAGAGGGAAAAAAAGAGGAUGGCCUAUGGAAAUUGCAAUGUGAAUAAGAAACAAGAGAAAAGAAAAAUGAAAUGAAAGAAUAUUCAUUGCAGCCUAUUGUGGCAUAUGUUGCUUUCAUUCUCAGACAUCUUGAAAGUGGCAUUCAUUCGAGGAUUUGCAGAGAAACUGAUAAAACUGAAUGGUUUUUCUCAUUUUUACUUUCCCUGUAUGUUGCAGAUUUGUGUAAGAGAGAAGUAGCUGGCCAACAAGGUAAGAUCUUUCCUAGUUUUGUGAAAUUAAAAAAAAAGAAACAUUAGUUUGCUUGCAAAUAAAAUUUUAUUCAACAAUUGAACCACUUAAUUUAAUUUUCCCAUCAUGUGACGGUGCUCCAAGCUCAAUUUUUUUCAGUCACCUUUUUGCGACCUAAACUUAUAAAAUGGUUGCCAGACAUAAUAUAUUGGUCACCAUAAAAAAAAGCACAUUAGGGUGAAAAGAGGAAAAUUGUCUUGAAUACAAAGCAUAAGUAAUAUUUCUUGCAAAUGCUUACACGGUUGUCACUAAGAUUUCAAGUUGCUUGGUAAAUACAACAAGUAGGCGGGGAAUCAAACAGCUAGGGGUUUUCUUUUGGUUCUAUUUUCCUUUGAAAGUUGCAGUGGGCCACAUUCAUAGUAGCCAGGGGAAAUCCUCGGCCCCCGCCCCUUAACGACAGCCCUGUGCUUAUCAAGAAACUUUGUACACCUUCGCUCAUGACUGUCGAACUCAGGUCACCAAAUUGGCGACUUUAGUUGAAAGUUUAGUCGCCAUAUUUUUUUACUCGCCAUGUUGACCAAAAUGGUUGCAGCUUGGAGUGCUGUGUGAGGAGAGUUUGGGAGCAUGGAACUGAGGAUAAUGUUUUGAAAUUUGAAUCUAAAUGAUGCCCUGUUUUUGUAAUUCUGUUAAUGAAAAUGAAGCAUUUAAAAAAAACAUUUUCUUGUUGGUUUUCAGCUGACAGUUUUGAUCCAGGGCUGUGCUCUAGCAGAGCCCAGUGGCCCCUGGCGCCUAACUUUUGUUCUUGGGUGACUAGAAAAUCUUAGUUUUUUCAUACAAAUCAUAUGCUGGGCACCCUAGAUUUUACAGUUUUAGAGCACCGGGUUCCCUUCUAUUUUCCUUAUAGCACAGCCUUGUGAUUGAUUGACAGUUAAGAGCAAACCAUGAAAGAGAAUUUAAUGGUGUUGCUAAAAUUUGGCCUGAUCACAGGUUAAAUUACCUUGAGACUUGAACUCAUGAUCUAUGUAUUACAUUCCCUAUGUACAAUAUUAUGAAUCACUCGAUCAUAUCUUUGUGUCACUGACUUUUUCAUUGUAGAUUAUCCAUCUUAUGGCAGAGGAGAGAUACCAAGAAGAAUAAGUUCCAAUGAGUACUAUAAUUCCAACUAUCGGGAAGAGUUUGAUAACAGGGAUGACAUCAGACUGGAUCAACCUGAUAGUUCAGAAUGGUAUGCAGUUGAGAGUGACUAUGAUCGCAGAAAGGAGGGACAGAAUUUAGGACCAUUUUUCCCAGUUGAAGAUUUACCUUCUGACAGGAGAGUUCUUGACGCUGAGUCGUUGCCCCCUAUUGAGGUUGAAAACUGGGACAAAAUUGGUAUUGGUGCAAAGCAUGGUACUAACAAACAAUCCAACCGAGAUGAAUACAAAAGUCUUCCUUAUGAUUACAAUAGUUUGAAAGCUCCGAAACAUUUACGACAAAAAGAGGAUUCUGGUUCUAAAUCUGCACAAAGUGUUGGUCACAGAAGGGAUUCCUCUAAAAAUAAGAAUGAAUUUGUUGACAAGAGUCUUAAAGAUUCUUUAGGUGACAAUGUAGACUUGGCUUCCAAAAAAAGUGAAAUAAUGCAGUCAGAAGACAAUGUCAGAAGCUUCCCUGUAGAUAGCGAAAAGAAAAUUCCACCAGUCCCAUUAACGAGCGAAAUAGCACCGGACCAUGAUAAUUCUGGUCUCCAAGACAAUCGCAUGCAAACUGAAAAGCAGGCUUCUUCCGAAGGAAGGAGAGAAGAAGGAAAAGUCAUGGUCAAGGGCAAAGUAAAAAAGGUGAAGGCGGACGUAGUCAUCGAUCAAGGGCCUAAUCCAGAGAAGACUUAUAAACGUGUUGAGGAUUUUUUUCAAAGCCAGAGGGAGAGCUCCAUUGUUGAAGUUCCUAAUUCAGUAAAGAAGGAAGAGGCGUCAAAGCUGUACAAGGAUAAUUUCGUUCCCGUGAAGGAUGAUGCCAGUGAUCAUGUUAGCAAGGAACAAGGUGAGAAAUUUCCUGAUUAAUGGAUAUGUCAUUGAGGUUGAACUAUCUUUAAGGUGGGCUCAAUAUGGUCUUAACUCUGGAAAAAUGUCACAUGAACCUAGGUUAGUGGCCUUAUAGCCUGGUGGGGGGGGGAGUACUCCAGAUUUCAAGUGACAAGGAUGAUCGAAUGGCGGCAAAAAUCAAAACCCCCCCCAAAAAAAUUUCCUGGACCAAAAUUUAACCCCCCAAAAAUCCUGAGCCGAAUUUUGGAGCCAUAAAAAUUUAAUCACAGAUUCACGCCACUGGGAUAUGUAGGAACUAUCAUGAAUCUUCAGACUGUUUUGAAUACCCAAAAAAUCUCUACUUAAAUCAAGCUACCCAAAAAAAUACUUGCGAAAAUUUUUUCAACCCCAAAAAAUACAGAAAUUGAAAAUCUCAAACCCCCCAAAAUUCCUUCAAUCAUCUGUGUCACUUGAAAUGCGGAGUACCCCACUGGGCCAUAUAGCUCUCCUGAGUCUCCUGCUCCGUAGGUUAGUGGUAGAGCAUCUGGCCUAGUAACCCUGAAGGUGAUAGGUUUGAAUACUAUCAGCUGUAAUCCAGGGGUGUAGCCAGCCCACAGACCUGUAGGCCUGAGCUUACAAAUUUUUGGUUUGAUUACUCUGCCACUUGUAAUAAAUUAUGGAUUGUUGGGGAGAACUGAAAAGAUUAAGAGCUCAAAGUGUUGGUGAGGUCAGUGCGUACUAGUCAUGCGUUCAAUUUUCAGGAUAUGUGGAAAUGAAAGUCAGCCAGGCCUACAGCUAGUCAAAAAACCGGGCUACUCCCCCCCCUUGUACUGAAUCCUAUUGGGAGUCCAGUGGAACCUUCAUAAUUAUAACGAAUGGCCAAGGGACUGGCAAAAUUUUUCUCGCUGUAACGAGGUUUCAUUAUAAAGAGGGUUUUUUCAUAUAUUUUGCUAUCACUGGGGUAAAGAAAAUAGUUCGUCAUACCAAGGAUUUGGUUAUAUUGAAGUACUUCAUAUUGAGGUUACACUUUAAUCACUUAAUGAGAGCGGUGGAUUUCCCUCCAGCUUACAUCAACAUGACCCUUAGCUUAACUCUUAUACAUUGUAGAAAACCAAUGGAAAAUAACGCCAAAAGAUGCCCCUGCCCAAGCUGUUCAAUACUUGAAAUCUUACUAACUGCCGAGCUAAAAGUGAAAAUGAAUUCUGCAGCUUCAUUGGGAAAGCUGUUGUUUGCAUUUUUAAAGUUUAAUUCUAUGUAUAGAGUGUUAUAACUGUUGUCGUAACAGAUUUCAUCUUCGUUUGCAGCUGAUUCUGAUAAAUUAAAAGAAGGCAACAUCAAAUUGUCAAUGAAUCAGAAGUAAGUUUCUCUUCCCCUUACACGUCUAUUUUCUGAUGAUACAGGUUAUGUAAGUUUACAUAACCAUCCAAGCUUUGAAAAGGAGUAAACAGCCAUGAGAGAUCCUACGAUCAGGAACAAAAUUAGUUGAGACACGUCUCCAUUUCUGAUGUUUUGCUGAAAAGGGGAAAAUGAUGCUUUCUCUCCCCCACCCCUUCCAUGCAAUGUUGUGCUGCUGUUUGCUACCUGUAGGAAACAACCAACACUCCGUCCUUAAAUGGAUGGGAAGGGGAGGGGUGUGGAUUGUUUUGUUCUCUGAAGUUACCCAAUUUGAGGACAGUGUCUCAAUAAUUUAUUCGUCGAUUGUAACAUGUUAGAUCUGAUCGUUCAGUGAGACAGACAAAUACAGUCAAACCUAGCUUUGCAAACACCUGCUUAAUACGAACACCUCAUUAUUACGGACAGUUUGCUUUGUCCCUGGGGAAAGAAAUCCCUUACAUUUUCUCUAAAUCCAACCUGCUUAAUAUGGAUACCCCAUUAAUACGGACUCUUUCUAUGCCCCCUCAAUGUCCUACGGUUGUAUUUAAUAGAGUACUAAAGUGAUGAUGUCAUAAAAAUGAAAUUUCUGGAAUUAUGGGAUUUGUCAGGAUAUUCUGAAAUAACAAUGUCAAAGCCUUGAGGCCUACUUACCCAAAAUGAGCAUUUUGGAGCAAAUUGUCUCUGAGAUGUUAGGCAGUUAUACUCAGAAAACUCCAUACAAACCCUUCUAAUUUUUUGGGGGGUUGACCCAAAAAAAUUUAGAAGGGUUUGUAUGGAGUUUUCUCAGCAUAAUUGGGCUACAAUCUCAGAGACAAUUUGCCCCGAAAUGCUCAUUUUUGGCAAGUAGGCCUCUUGGACAUUGUUCUUUCGGAAUAUCCUGACAAAUCGCAUAAUUCCAGAAUUUCAUUUUUAUGACGUCAUCACUUUAGUACUCUAUGGGGUUUGACUGUAGAAUGGAAAAAGAAAUAUAAAAGAAAUUCAGUCUCGUUUGACUAUUAAAAAGCUAAAGGAUGGCCCGAAGUUGGAACACCCAUUAGUGCCCAGUAGGUCCUGCAGUCCAUUAUUCUUGUCUCCAUAUCACUGCUGGUGAUUGUUUCAGCAUGUUACACUAUACAGCUUACAAUACUUUCUCAUGCCUGCUUCCUCACAACCUCUGUACACUCUAAAUCUAUACAGUGUAACUGCAGCCCAGGCCAAAAUAGUCGCAGCCGCACUUCAGAAUGCCCUUUGGAACAAUGCGCCAUCCCCUAUGUUUACUGUGACAAAGUAAGCUAAUGAUCAUGAUAUAAAGAUAAUCUGUCCAUAUUUUGAACACUGAUUUUUCCAUCACCUCAGUAACUUUCUUACGUAGCACAGCUGAAGAUUCAAGAUCCUCGUGGCCCCUAAAAUAAUGUUUCAUAGGGGUGGCCAGUUCCUCAUUGUUAGUUACCAGGUUGUUGCACCCUUCUGAACUAUUAGUUUUUGUUGUAACUGACGCUAAUGGAUAGCAUGCGUUACAAACAUCCGGAUAAUUUAUGUCCUAAAGUAAACUAAGGGGACGAUAGGUGAGACCAUAAUAAAAUUAAAGAAUCGACCAAAAAGACUGUACAAUAUUUCAUAUUGCAAUGUGAGUUUAAACAAAUAAGAUCUAUAAUUGGAUGCCCACUGCUGUGACGGAUUACUCUUAACAUAUUUGUUUUCAAAAAUUUAUGUCUUCAGAGAAAUCUACAUGUAGUUGACAACUUGGUUACUAAUUUUCAGGAUUUGAUCAUCAAUGCAACACAGAAUUAUUCUACGAUGCUCGUGUGUGUAUUAACAGAAUGUUUGCAUGUGUUUUCAACAGGGUCAACAAUGCAGAAGUGAAGCUUAAGAUGGCACAAACACAGUACACCCUUGAAGAGCCCAGGUCUGUUGCCGAAAGGAUCACAAAAGGUAAUAGUUCAAAUAGACUUUAGUUUUUAAAUGCCACACCCUAAAGGACCAUAUAGUGACCCGUUAAAUCUUUUUUAAAAUUAUUUUUGAAACUUUGUUUGUGGUAAUAUCUUUUCAGAACCUAGUGUGAAAGAUGAAGUUGCACGGAAUAGUGGCCUGGAGAUCAAGGCAGCUGAUUAUGAAGAUACUCCAGUAAGUAUUUAGUACCCUGUACAUGUACAACCACUUAUGUCAGCUUGUUCUUUCAAUUGCCCCUCCCUUCCUUCCCCCCUCCUCUUCAACCUCCCUUGCAAUUGGACAUAGUUCAAGAAAGUUAGAGGGGGGAGAAGGGGUGGGGUUGUGUUGUUAGGGCAUUGACCCAAUGGCAUUUUUUUUUGGUCUCUAGACUGUUCUCCAUAAAUUUCUUAUGACAUUAAUGUGGAAUAAGUCCUUCCUUUAGUUGUCAAUUUCUUUUAUUUUUGGGAGCUUUGAGCUCGAUGUACCAUAUUCAUACACUCAGGAGAAAUAAUAUACAUUGUUAAGUUAGACACUGCUAGGUUUUAAGGUGAAUUGAACUCCUAAGGGAGUUUUUUUAAAAAAACAGUGAAACCUUGACUUGAGUUUGAGUUGAUGGUUGAAUUUACUACAAAUUGAGCCAAUGGGAAAGUGAACUUAGUUGGAGUUAUUAGGGGGUUUAAGUGAUGAAGUUUCUAUGGUAACCUUAGAGUCUGUUUUAUUGUUUUACUCUUUUACCAACAUUUUUUGGUUCAUAGUAUUAUGUUAAGUCCUAAAAGUUAUUCUUUUUAGCUCUAAAACCUACACUAAAUCUUAACAAAGAUUGAUUUGAAGAACUUUUAAAUAUUUUCAAACCUUUCUGCUUGGAUAUUUUUCAAGAACUACAGGUUGAGCAUGAAUCUAUUGUGUGAUUUUGUGUAGCUCAAUAAAACUUAAAUUUUAUUUCAAAGAACAAGCUAUUUAAAGUAUUCAUCAAUCAGUUACCAUAUAUGGGAAUAGCUCAUAAACUAUUCAAGUGCUGUCAUAUGAAUUAAUUAUGAAUUUAGCAGAAAGCUUUCAUUUCUUAUUGUGAAUAAUACAUCACAAAGAAGCCUGUCAUUGACCGAAACACUAUUACUGCCUAGUCUUGGUGAAGAAUAAGACUUAUGUGCUAAAUUUAUGUGAGUAUUUUUGUGUAGUUCAAUUGAAUAUUUUCUUCCUUAUUGAACUUCAACAAGGUGUAAGAUGUGUUUUUUCUAAUCUUGAUUUCUUUUGACAUCAAAUAGAGAAAUCCUCCUCACAAUAAUUAUUGUAAUUUUCCCAAUCCUGGGUAUUAUUUUUUAUACCAUGCUUUUUCCUCAUUUUAAACAAGUGUUUCCUUCCUAGGCAAUUGUGAAACAGGUUUUUAAUUUCAGUUUUAACUUGUUUUUAGAUGUGUAAGCAAAGAGACGUUUGUUGGAAAUUUUGUUUCUAUUCAAAGAUGAAUUUAGAGAUCAUGAUGUAAAUCAGAGAAAUUUAGUUUUAUUCAAUACUUUUAUAAUAAUUUUAAUUAUUUAAUUUUUAAGUUUAAAGUGUUUUUUGAACAACACUAUAAUUUUUCUUUAUUAAAAUAGAAGAUUAUAUAUUAUGUAAUUUCAAACUGAUUUACAAGAUUUUUUCUCACUAUGUAGUUUAGAUUAAUCUCUUGUAGUUUUGGUCUGCUAGAUUUUUAAUUUUCUAGAUAUUUUCUUGUUGGUAUAUUUUUCUGAACAUUGGAACAAAGUAUUCAUUUAUUCCCUCACUCAAAGAAUCAAACCUUCUUUUCACUUUUCAAAAAAUUCCAGAUAAUCAGGGAUUUCUCCAUUUUCAACUGCCUCUUUUUUUCCCUCUCUAUCAAAAAAACUCUGGGUCAUACGUACACUGUUUACAAGCAGCCAUUAUGACACCUAAAGGAGAAUCAUGAGGUUGCCCCUAUAUGAAGAUCUCUCCUUACAGAUAGGCCACCCAGCCAAGGAAAGGUUGCCCACACCACUGGGGUCUACGGCCCCUACCUAUUUUAAUUUGAACCGUGGUGUGGGUUCUUUUACUUCUCACAAGAACCAGAUAGGUCAAAGUGCUGUGAGACAGGCCCCUUUUCGGUCAGAAAGACUCUCUGUCCAAAUUCUAACAGAAAGUGUUUGUUUAUUACUUGCAGAGCAAAAAUGUAAAAAGUGGACGGCCUAAGACAUCAGUGGAAACACAGCAGCCAAAGUACUUCCUUAUCACUAUCAUUGUUGUUGGUUGUGUGACUGGAGUCGUGUUGACAGCAGUUGCAAUUUACCUGAUGAUGAGAAGGUAUGACAGCCUCAUCCUUCUGGAGAGCAAAGAGUAUUUGGAAGCUUAAGAAACCACAGAAAUGAAAACAUCAAAAAACCAUUGGUUUUAUGAGCAAAACAAGAGCUCUGCACAUGCAUCACUUUUUAGUACAUUUCUUUGACUUCCACUACAUGAUUACGCCCUGAAAUCUCCUGAUGCGACAUUUUGUAGAGCAAGUGAAAAUAUGACAGACACUUUUCCUUCUCUUGUUUUGAACCUGGAUAAAGUCCUUCAGAAUUCAACUCUAGGAAAAAUCACCUUCAUUUGACAAAUCGAAGGGGUUUAAAUAGACACAAUUAAGUUUCAAAGGGCACAUUUUGUUUUCACUGCUGUCAUCGUUGUCAUUGCUUAAGCUCCCUGCUUCUAAAAGUACAACCCCUUGCAUUUUUUUCUAAAAGUGUUUGUUAUGUCUAUCUGAACAGGGUUUUCAGUGUCCUAAAUGUCUCUCAAAGUGGACAAGAGACAACAUCAACUAUCCAUCAAUCUGCCAUGUUUAAUCCCCCAGGAUUCUUACAGUGCACAUGUCUUAAUGUAAAUCUAUGAACAUAUUGCACUUGAAGGGUCAAAGUUUAAUAACAACAAAGCUCGGAGGCCUACAGCAUCUAAAUCAUUUUCCCUUUGUUAGUGCAAAUAAGAUUAACUGCUACUGCUCAAAACAUCAGCUUUUGAAUCUGUUUUUCCAUCAACAGUUCACCUUAAUAAUUUCUAUUUAUAAGCCUAUUAUUGUGUUUGUUUUUUCUGUUUUUACAGUACCAUCCACUCUUUGUUUAUAUUGGGUAACCCUCAGUGUUUUUCAAAUUUUUUGUCAGGCACAAAGAAACAAAGGGUUUCAAGCCAGUCACUCUUCCUGGUCAGGAAGCCGCUGCAGACUACCAGGUAAAAUGAUUUGAACCAUUAAUUUACCCAUCCAACAGAAGACAAAGAUGUAUUGGAGAAUGCAUUUAAUGCAUUAGUACUGCAAUAUUAUUAUAAGGACUCUAGCAGCUGUCCAUGAACCCUGGUACCAUACUUUUGCUCUUGGGUGACUAGGAGAAUGAAAAUCUGAUGCAGAGCACCCUGGAUUAUACGGUUUCAGAUCAUUCAGGGUGCCAGUUAACCCUUGAAGUCCCAAUAGUGACCUUCAUCAAUUUUCUUUUAACAAUAUCCAUACAUUGUCACGAGAAUUAAUCAAAUGAUCGCCAAAGAGAAAACGCUUUCAUCUUUUAUUAAACUCUCUCAACUAUGUAUGAAUAUCAGUGUGGAGAAUUUGGUUGUGGACAUUGGGGCUUAGAGGGUUUAAUAUUUUUUUUUUCAGGACGGCCAUGCUCAAAUCAAGGCUGUUCAGGGGCGAAUGGGUUUUAAAAAGUAGCUGUAGUGGUACUGUUGUGGCCCACUAAAACAGCCUUGAAAUCGAAUCUAUUUAAAGGGACCAUUUGACAGCACUUUAGUCCACUUUGUUUUGUUUUGCUAAUUACUGCUAUGAAACUUGAUGUUUGUGAAGAAAUUUCUAAAUUCCAAAAUUGCGGUGUUAUCACUAGAUGUCUCCUAAGGGUAAUAUUCAAAGGUACCAACAACAGAGAUGAACUUUGAAGAAAUGUUAAGCUGAACUCAGCUUUUUCAAUUCAUUUCAAUAUUCAUUAAUUUAUCCAUCCAUACCUUCAUUUGUACUUGCUGUUUUAUUUGAGUUGUUUGUUUUUUUUCACUUACUAGAGUUCUAAAGUGAUGACAUCAUAAAAAUUAAAUUUGUGAAAUCAUGGGAUUUGUCAAGAUAUUCUAAAAGAAUGACUUCCAUGACACCUACUUGCCAAAAAUUAGCAUUUUUGGGCAAUUUGUCUCAGAAAUAUUAGCCCAGUUUUGCUCUGAUGACUCCAUACAAAUCCUUCUAAAUUUGAUGUGGGUCUAAACGUUCAAACCCCAAGUCACAACUUUAAUUUUUUAUGAUGCCACACAUUAGAACUUGAUUUGGUUGCCAGUUCCUGAUAGCUGAAAUUGGUGAAAUUAUGUGCCAUUUAUACAAGAUGUAAGGGUUACAAGUUAUCCUAAAUCAGUCAUUUAUGGCUUUAAGGGUGAAAAAUUAUGGCUGCAUGGCUGUUUUUUUAACCAGCUUUGUCACUUUUUGUAGGAACUUUGUCGUCAACUGCGUGCCACUCAAGGUUGGGACAGCGCACCUGUAAAGACUACACCCACACAGCAUGGUGUUGAAAAAGAAAAGGGACUGGGAAGUGGACGUGCUCCCAAAUACUCCUGGUAUGUAAAACUGAUAAAAAAUUACAGCAGUACCUAAGGGAGGGGUCAAAUUGCAUGUCAGUGGCUCGUUGGACUGAGGUCAGGCCAGGUCGUUCUUGUCAUGGUUCGUUCUUGCAAAAUGUUUUUCUACUCUCUACCAUUCCCCCCUACAGUAAGUAUGCAGUAAGUUAAGUUUCACUGGUUAGCAGUGUGAGGGUGCUGGGAUGGAUGCCACUCUCAGGGUUGUCAAGGUUACGUAUUGCACUUGGCUACAUUUCGGGGCUCCAGCAACCUCUCAGGUACCUCCCCCCAUGCUCAUCUUCCCACCUACCCCUCCCCAAAGACAACGUUUUACCCCAAGUGAGAAGUAAGCGUUAAUGUUGGCUUAGGAGAGGGGUAGGUGGGCAAUUUUCCAGAAAUGUACAAUGAUCCAAGUAACUUAGUUUUUUCCCAUUCUUACGGUUGUAUCAUUGGGCUGAUAAUUAAAAAUACGUUAUUAAUUAUUCUUUUUCAGGAGUGAAGAGCCAGUUGUCCCAAAUAUGGACAUUUCCACUGGUCAUGUGGUUUUGGUAAGUAUACUCAUCAGUUGUUGGUAACAAAGAUGAUGAUGAGUAGGAUGACUGGUGGUUGCCUGUUUUCCAUGUUACAGGUAACUAACCUGGACAUGAAUAUAAGGACUAACCUUAAAAUUAUGUCAUUACACAAGUGCAAAUUUUGGAAUAUGAGCAUUGCCUAUGCACCAUACUAAGGAAAAACUAACAUAAUCUUGCCUUUCUCUCUCAUUAGGCCUACAUGGAAGACCAUCUUAACAAUAAGGACCGGCUAAACAAAGAAUGGGAGGCAAGUGUUUUUUUCAAAUACAGUAUAACCUCUGGUCCAUGAUGAAACAUUUGUUUGGGUGACUGCCUUGAUGUUGAGUUGUGGGAACCAAGAUUUCUUUUCAAGGAGGCUUAAAACAGUCUAUUAGGUCAACGUAAACAAAGUUCAACCACAAUCAUUACAUGUAUGUUCCGAUGCCCAUAUUAUUGUUACUAGUAUUCUUUGGGCGUAAUUUUGCAUUUUAAGUUUGUUUUCAAUUGACAGCUUUCUGGAAUACAAGAAAUGCAAUAAACUUGAUCUAGGGAUCACUUGUUUUGGCAUACAUUGCAUUGCAAUAUCUAGAUGUCUGUUUAAACUAACAUAUUCUGAUAUCUGUAGUUUGUUCAUGGUUCAAAGGUCACAGUAGAACUGAGGGAGCCUCUGGCUCGGAAGAUUGUGCAAACACUUCCCAUGCCUUCGACAGCAAAUAAAUUAUUCAAUUCCAUUCUAAAAACUUUGCAUGUUCUUAUUUCAAAAUAUGGUCCUCAUCUUGAUGCCACAAUCCUUCCUCAAUACUAGCUGUACUGUCAGGUCAAAGCAGGGAUUGAUAACUUGUUAUUUUACUUUUGUAUUUAUUUAGGACUUAGAGGCAUAAUGUUACUUUAAUUUCUUCUGUAGGCUUUAAAAACAUAUGAGGCUGAACCUAAUAGCAGAGAAGUUGGGAAAAUGGAGAAGAAUCUUCGCAAGAAUCGCUACGGCGAUGUUCUGCCAUGUAAGUAUUAUCCUGUUGCACGACUGCUGUUAUUGACUAGAUUUGUUUGAAACUUGGAAAAUGUUUUAGAAUGUGAAUCAAAGUGGUUGCCUGACGAUGACAGUCGCCAACUACUUUGAUAUCUUUUUUUUUUUCCCAAAGCUCAUCAACCAAACACUCAUGAGUCUAGGUCUCAAGCCCCUCUCUACGAGAAGGUCUUUUCAUCACUGCAUUGUAAUCCACAAGUGUCUAAUCUGAGAAACUGAUUUUAACUUAAAUUUUAUCAAAAAUGAAGUGGUUCUUUCAUGUAACACAAGAUACUCCAACUGUCUUUGAUUGCCCCUACCCCAAACUAACUGGGGAAACAAAUAUUUAUCUAGCAUUCUGACAGACUGAAACAGUCUUCCACCCGAUAUGAAAGAAACAAGCUUUAUAUCCAUUUUUAAAUCCAAACUAGAAACCUUUUUAGAAAACCUGAACUAGUUUUAACUAGUUGUUAACUUUGUUACUUCAAUUUUAAGAUUUUUACCCUUUAAUUUUAUGAGUCAAUUUUACUUUUUUGCAAUUAAAUAAUUUAUGAAUUUUGUUAAUUGAUGAGGGCCCCACUAAAAAUAACCAUGGUGAGUUGCGCUCCCUCUUAAAAUAUCAUUAUUACUUUUUAUUUUUUCAGAUGACCAUAAUAGGGUUCUUCUGAAGGAGACUGCAAGUGCUACUGGUUCUGAUUACAUCAAUGCCAGCUAUAUUGUAAGUGAUCAAACCCCAAAUUUUCCUUUGAGUUUCAUCCAUUUGUUACACAGUUAUAACAAAGUAAUAUAGAAUAUUGAAACUUGCAAAAAUUUCUGGAUUCACGCAUCCAACCUUGUUUGUGGCGAGGGGGGAGAGGUUAGCCAUUUUUGAUUCAAGAGAAAGUCCACAAAUACAAAUAGUCCAGAGACAGUUUUCCAUGAUUGAAGGCUAUCCCUUCCCUGCUUCAAGAUUAUCGCCACAAGAAGCUUCAUUUGAGUCAGAGAGCAACCCUUGCUCUUAUGUCAAACACUAGAUCCUCCACGUCGUGUUAUAAGAAUUUAUCAUGGUGUGAUACACCAUUCCAUGUUUGAAAUAUUCCUGUUUCAUCAAGACUUUGGCAAUGGAUGGGUUGCUUUGUUUUAUUGUGUUGUAUACUCACAUUGGAUGUGACUCUCCACAGAUGGACCAUGAUCCCAAGAAUCCUUCGUACAUUGCAACACAGGGACCCCUAGCUCAAACGGUGUCAGAUUUCUGGCAGGUAGGGUGUUAUGCUAUGAGUAUUUUAAAUUUUAAAUUGUAAAUAUCUUAUUAUCCACUCCCCCAGAGCUUUUCAGGGCUAAUUUACAAUGCUGGUUGGGGGGACUUUCGCCAGACUGCUUAUGGUGCAGUUUACAAGUAAUGAAGGAAUGACUUUGAAUUUGAGAUAGAUCACCACACCCGGGACUAUGUCCCUACUCUUUACAAACAGUGUUUGGGUUCUUCAAUGUUCCACAGAAUUUAUUAUAUGCACAAGGAUUGUGAGACGGGGCUUACAGUUCCAUGUCCUUUUCCAGGAAGACUAGAAAGUCUAACUAUUUGCAAAUGUCAUCACAAAAGCAGUGCUUUCUCCUCAGUUAUUUUUAAGAUCUGGAUUGUUGGUCUGGCCGGGGUUUGAACCGACAUACAGCCUCCUCCUCACAGACCUUGUGCUUUUCCAAUUGAGCUAACCGGCCUUCAAUUAUUGUGAUUCAGUUUUAUAACCUGUUUCAUUUUGUUGCCCUUUCAGAUGGUGUGGGAACAAGGCGUGGUAGUUAUUGUUAACUUGACUAAGCUUUCAGAUCUUGGAUUGGUAAGUGCUGUCCUCUGUCACUUUUAAUGGCCAGUUUCAAAUUGUUAUUGAUAUUAAUUAUUUUUAUAACUUCUAAAAUUUCAAAUUCUGUGUCGAGUGCAAUUAAAGGAUUAGAAAUGAAACCAUUCAAAUUUUUCUCUUACAGCCCCAAUGCCAUCGAUACUGGCCCGAGGAGCAGCAACCAAUUGUCACAUAUCGUAUUUAUGAGGUACGUUGCCAUAAGUUAAAAUAAAUCUUAUGAUUUGCCAUGCUUUCUUGUGCAAAUGUUGAUAUUGUUUAAUCUGCAUCAACCCCAAAUGUCUUGUGUUCACAAUUCAGGUUCACCUUGUCUCGGAGCAUAUAUGGUGUGAAGAUUACUUAGUGAGAAGUUUUUACUUGAAAAACCUACAGGUAUACAUGUGGUCAUACUAAUGAGCAUUAUAAUUUUUUUCUAAUGAAAUAAUGACUACCACAGUACUUAAUGGGGAAUGGUGAUUUAAAAAUACACAUGCUAUGCCAGCAUGCAAAGAAAGUCAUGUCCAAUAGCCUGGGGCUAGUGGAUUUUGCUAUCGGGUUAGGGAAUUCUGUUCUUAACUUCAGUGCCCAUCUGGCAAGUGAAGUAUUUUUGGGAAAUUCAAAUUACUGAAGAACUGUAAUCAAUGCUGCUCAUCAAAAAUUUUGGGGGGCUACUUAAAAGACUCUUGGGCUAGUACAUACUAGCAACAAUUUGCCCGAUUGGCAAACUGUAAAACCAACUUUUCUUUGCACCCUGCUUCGUUAAAGUAGUUUUAAGUGGUUAACCUUUAUUUCAAUGUAUCUUUUUUGUUCUUCCAUCUUACAGACUAGUGAAACAAGAACUGUUACUCAAUUCCACUUUCUCACUUGGCCGGAUCUUAAUGUUCCUGCUACUCCUAAGCCACUUCUGGAAUUCAGACGGUAAGAGUUGUGAGCAAGUGAUGUGUUCACAGAGCAGUGUUCUUCUUCCAUUAACACUGGUUAAAUGACCAUCACAUCUCCCUUGAUGCCAUUGAUUAUUAAGUAGACAUUUUUCCUUGGCUGCUUCCGUGUGCUUUUCUUCCACCUGCUAAGCUAGCACCCUCACUGUUACUUAUCAAAAUUAAUGAAACUUAGACACCACAAUUUAAAAGCACCUAAUGACAACUUAUCCAGGGUUCUCAAUAGAUUUUUAAGUAGGAGGUGAUCACUGAUAAAGUAGGAGGCUCUUCAAAUGACAACUUCAAUCGCGGGUGCCGCCUUCUAUUGAGAACCCUGUUAUCGUGGCGUUACAGCCAUCUCUCUUUGCUCCUUGUGGCGAAGAGCAAACGGAGAUGACUGUAUUCACAGGCUAACGACGUCUUUUUUUAAAUUUGUCAUUUAUCCUCUUGUACACAGCCAGUUGCUUGACACUUGGGCUUAUCUCCAUAAUUUUGCUGUAUGUACCUUAUACGUUAUACUUAGAACUUUUACUGACAACACAGAACUACAUGUUACCUAACGAAGAAAUUGUAUGCAAUAAAUUCUUUUCCAAAAGUAGAUAAGUCCUAAUGUCUCCCUUUAGAUUUGACUUUCAAUUUGUAAGCAGCCAUUGACUCUAUUCAGUUUGAGUGGACACUUGGAGGGGUUCACCCUGGUCGCAGAAGUUUUUCUUGAAAUUUUUUCGUCACAAAAGAGAGAGCGAACCGCAAAUCAACUUGUUGUUGCCACUUCUCAGCUCGCUCUCUCUUUCACAAAGAAAAAUUUCAAGAAAAACCUCUGGGACCCGGGUAAUAGGAGUUCAACUGUGUUAUAAUCAAAGUAUAUGUUAUUCUUUAGAAAAGUGAACAAGUGCUUCAGAGGCCGAGCCUCUCCAGUUGUCGUUCACUGCAGUGGUGGAGUAGGGAGGACUGGAACUUACAUACUGAUUGACAUGGUGCUGAACAAGAUGAUGCGAGGUCAGUGCCGUGGAUUGUUGAUAAAAAAAUGUUUAAUAAAUUUAAUUAUUAAAUUAAAGGAGUUUUAACCAGAAUUUUUGUGAUUGCUAGAAACACACUCUAGAAACACAUAUGAAAUCAAAGAAACCCAAAAAUGUUGGUUUAGUCUUGCUUCAAAUAAUUCUUAAUUCGACAAGGGCAAGUGUUGAACAUAAAAACGUUGGCUCAAUUUUUUUUCAAGUUGCUUUUCAUGUGACAGUCUAUUGUUUAUUGAACCUUGAAACUGUUGGUGUUGCAAACCAAUCCUGUGGGAAUUGAACUCUUUUCUUAUGUAAAAUUUUUUUGUUCAAUAAAUUAGCAUAGAUGCUGGCCACUAUAGUAACUUAACUGUAAACUGCACCUUAAGCAGUCUGCAUGUCCAGUUAAGUUUUAAUAAGAUUAAACUUAUGUUCACAGAGAGUUGUUUUGAUUAAACUUGUGUUCACAGACAGUUGCAAAGAAUAGUUUUAGCAAGCGUUUUACCAUGUUAUUAUGACAUUUAAAAGCUCAUGAGGAACAGUUGAUCUGCUUUGAUUGAGUACUUUCAGAAACUAAACUCAUAAGGGGUCUGGUACCUAAGAGAGACAAUACUAUUCUACUUACUUGAAUGAGCACUGCAUUUGGGAGCCAAAAAACUACUAAGUACAACACCCUCCAAGAAACAAUGCAAAGAAGAAUUCCAAAUAGGAAUUUUAACCGCCAUCAAGUAAACACGUCCAUCAAGUAAUUGUCACAGAAGUCUUUAGAUUUUAACUAAGGCACAUCACCUAGUGAAACUGGCAAACAGUGUUCAAUGAGUAUUAUUACAAUAAUAUUGUAUUCUUUCGGUAUGUGCAUCAAUCUCUAGUCAUUAGAUUACAUAUGAAGGGUUAUUAAGCAAACAACAGCUACAAAUUGCAUGACAUUGGUGAGACUGUCCUUGACUUAAUUCACAGGUGCUAAAGAAAUUGAUAUUGCUGCUACAGUUGAGCAUUUACGCGACCAGAGACCAUCAAUGGUUAAAACUAAGGUAAGGAACGUUAGGCCGAUUACUUCUGCAUUCUUGAACAGUUUGAAGUGGUUAUUCUGAGAUAUUAGCAACGGCUUUAAUCAGUUAUUUAGUGCUGGUGUUGCCCGGAAUCCUUUUGCCUGGAUUGUUUUGAUUAUUCGUUGUGGAAACACCUCACUUGUGAUGCAGGACAAGUGGCAAGAUUGCAGGUAGUGGACAAAACACUGACUCCCAGUCCAUGGACUACCCAUAUGGACUACUCUAAAAUGGACUAUGCCCCAGGCCCCGGUUGUUCAAACGUUGGACAUCGCUAUCCAUCGGAUGAAUCACUAUCCAGUGGAUAAGACAGGGGCACCCAACGUCAAUUUUCGGAAAAUAUCUGUUCGGAAGACGAUUUGAGAUCUAGAAUUUUCGGAACAUUUGUUGUAAAAUUUCUUACUUGCCUGCCUUUCCUAGGAUUUUCGAACAUCUAAAAAACGGUAUAAUUGCCCAUUUUUAACGGAUUUUUACCCUAAAAAGGUCACCUAGAAUUUUCGUAAGCCUUUUUUCUGGCUGAAAUUUUCGAAAAGGUAAGUUUUGAUCCCUAGAAUUUUCGGAUCAGUAGACUUUCAGCUAGGAAAUCCGAACAGAUGGAAAAUUUUUAGGGCAUAAAAAUAUGCCUAUAUCUACCGUUUAAAUACUAAAAUACGUUUAACAUUGCUAUGUUUUAGUGGUUUCGAACUAUAUUCUCGUUGGGUGCCCCUGAUAAGUAUUAGGAAAACCGAUUGCACUAUCCACUGGAUAGUGUUAUUCACCUUUUGAACAACUGGGCCCCGAAGUUUAGUGAUAAAGGUUAGAAAACUGAGUGAAUCAAGUUUGAGGUCAGAUUUCUAAGUAUGAUGAACCUAAAUGGAACCUGAUUCACUCAGUUUCCUAACCCUAAUCACUAGACUUAGGCGGCAUAGUCCAUUUUAGGGUAUAGUCCAUAUGUAGGGAAAUGUAUGGGGACAAGUUUGGAGAAUCUGUAUGUUGAUAUUGGGGCUUAAAUGGUUAAGAUAUUGUUAUUUUGUUCUUUUUAGGCUCAGUUUGAGUUUGCACUGACAGCGGUUGCUGAAGAAGUGAAUGCCAUCCUCCAAGCUCUCGCCAAGUAACCUCUACUGUCAACACUGUGUCCUAUUUCAGUUUUAUUUGCUGGACAUUUUAAUUUGGCCAUUUAAAAUGGUUUGGUUCUUUAAGGUGUUGGUUUACAAUAAUACUGUUGAUAAUGCAAUAAUACUUGAAUGAAUCCAAUUCUUGUUAUAAGUUGUAGCGAAAUCUACAGAGUAGGUGAGGACUUAAUUUUGAUGAGAAAUUCAUUUAUUUAUAUAUAAUUUUUAUAAAAUGGUAAACGUUUUAUUUUGAUAAGGUUAUGUUCGUAUCACAAAAAUAUAUCAUGGUGGCUUAUAAAAUUUUGAAACACUGACCAAAUUUGGAGCCCUCGACACGAUUCGAGGAUUGUUUCUCAUUCACAUAGUUCACGAGUCACGCAAAUGUUGUCACGCGUUUGUCACACUCGAUGAAGAACAUCUUUCCCUCUCUAUAACAUUUGUCCCGGUGUUUUCAUUUUAGGUUUUGUUCGUAAUGAGGGAAAGACAUCUAGUGUAUAGAUAGUAUUUAUUGUGUCAAAGUUCUUUACCAUAAAUGUUGUAUGUUAAUGGAAAAUUAUGGAGGCGUGCGUGGCAGCCUCGUGAUAGUUUUAGUUUGUUUGCAACUUUUGUUGCGUUCAACCGAUAAUACAGGCAACAAAUUCCCGCGCGCAAUUUUUCUAGCAACAUUGUUGCAUAACAUGUCGGAGAGAGACCUUGUUUUUUUUGCAACCCGCGCGGGCAACAAGUAGACUGGAGCUUUUCACUGUGCGCGAUCUGCAACAGUAAAUAAUUUGUUACUCAACAAGUUACUCACGCGUGUGGUAAACCGAGCAGCAUCGCUCUUCAAUGUUGCUCGAGAAAAGUUGCACGAAUAUGUUGCAUCUUAAGUUGUAAAUUUCAUUUUGUUCGUCUUCAAUGGAAGAAUGUUUUAUCUCGAAUCUAGUUAAAAUUUUAAAUGUGUUACAAUUGUAUGAUAUUAGCGUCGUCAUACUUGCUAAUCAUAUUAAUUUUCGGUGUAUAUGUUUUUAAGUAGUUGUUUAUAGGCUUGCAAAUGUUAUUUUUGAUCCAUCUCGUAAUGGAAUCACGUAAAACAACCACUUCCUUAAUGUAUGAGCAGCUACAAAUAGUCUGACAACAAAUUGUUUCCAUCACACAACAACAUUAUGUCGUCUUUUAGUUGAAGAAUUUUUAUCUAACCUUCAGUCGUCACACUGCAUAAAAAUUUAACAAACCUUGUCAAUACGGUUUGUAGUUGCUUACGUGAUUUAUUGGGAACAAGGAGCUUGAGUACUCCAUGAAAGUUUUUCAGUUUUCGUGAUAUUUCAGUUGUUUCUCAAAAACGUUUGACAGCUGCUGAGUCAAAGCCAGCCAUAGAGACAACUGAAGCCGUAUAUCAUUAUACAAUUGUUGUUCAGGGCCCAGUAGUUGUUCGAAGGCCGAUUAGCGCUUAACCCAGGGUUAAAUUUAACCGUGGUUUCUCUUUCUUUUUCUCAAAAACAUUUUCUCGGAUAAUUUUCCCUCCUAUUUUUAAGAGCAUCCAAUCAUCAACUUGCUGACAAAAAGAAUUCAAAUUUCGCACAAACCCUGGGUUAUCUUAACCCAGCUUUGAACAACUCGGACCAGGCGUCCUUCUGUAAAAAAGUGGACACUGCUUUCAUCCCACAAUCAGAGCCCUCCUUUUGUGAGUAAGUAAAAGAAGGACUCUGUUAGCAGGAUGCCGUUCGGAAUACUGGUCCCAGGAUCGUCGCAUAUUCUCAGAAAAGUGCAUUGAUGCCUUUAAUGUCGUCCACCGUCUCGAACCGUCACUGGUUAUUACCCAAAAAGUAUUAGCAAAAUUAUAUAAUAUUAUAUGAAUUCAGUGGCAUGUCACAAAUAACAAUUAUUUUUAUUUAUAUUUUUCUUGAAACAGUUUAGUUUGACUUGAACAGAGAGCGCUUGCGUCUCGUUCGAUCUUUAACUACCAUGCAAAGUCGUCGUCAAAGGGACAGCUCUUUCUGUUUGCCGAGAACUGAAAGGUUGAACGAAAAUGACCACAUUUAACGGGAUAUGUAAAAAUCUAUUUUAGCUUUAUGACAGAACGGUAUUUUUAACUGAAUUUUAAGCCCUUAUCUGUCCGAAUGCAGCUCGUCGUAAACAUUCAAUGAUACCAACCAAUAGACGUGUAGUUAGGUUGUAAGUUUGACUUCUGCGAUGUUCUUGUGACUUGCAAAACCCGCAACUCGUAACUUCGCGGGGAAAAGCACAUGGCUUACUCGGAAAAGUACUCCAAACAACUGUAUAGGGAAAAAACAACAGCUUGUUCGUUAUAAUAUUGUAUUUACUGCAUAGGAUUACCUAUUAAUCGCCUUAGGAUUUAUAGUGCUCAGUUAAAAAACCGUUCCCAUGACGUAGGUAAGGAUUUUCGUUUUCAGCAACUUUAAAAUUGUAUGAAGAGUUGAAGGAAGUCUUGACGAGGGAGAAGAAGACUAGGAAUAAUUUAGGCUCGUUUAUCUAUCGGGCCAAUCAAAUCAAUGGGGUUAAACUUACUAUACUAUUCUACUUACUGAAUAUACUAUUACAUUCUUCCUAGACUGCAAGCAGUCUCUCUUUUGCUCUAAAAUUUGUGUGCGAGCACGAUACGUGAGUAUACCGCGAGUAUCGAGUUGUGUGCGGGAGUGAAUACGAGCCUGCACUCGCUCACAGAUUCGAGCAAAAGAGAGACUGCACGUAGUCUGCAUUCUUCCAAUGAUAAUACUAACUCCUUGACUGUCUCUAAUAGCAAAUACUCAGAUGAGUACUUUUUAGAGAAAUUUGCCAUGGUCUUGCGCUAAUUUCUAAAGAAAUGUCUGUUGUCUUACGCUAAACUGGUAGUAUUUGCUAGCACAGUAAUGCAAAAUUGUAUGUGUAAUGAGGCGUUGAAGACUCGCGCGGUUUGGAAGGUAACGUUCGUGAACGCAACAGCUUAUUGCAUGCAAAAAGGCGUAAACGUCUUAAAAUGCGAAUAUAAAAGUUAACGUUGAGACCACGGCUAAUUCCUUUUUUAAAAAAAGUCAAGCCCCGGCUAUAAAAUCAAACAUUUUUGUCCAGCGACAUGCUUAAAGAAUUUUGAAUAGCUGAGCACGUUUGGUCGUUUUCGUAAUCUCUGCUGAGAACCUUGCACUGAAAUGGCUUUUGAUCUAGAUCAAACAUUUGUAUCCAACAUUCUGUUACGAGCAAACGUUUGAUUUGAGCGGUAAUCUGCUCAAAGCGGCGUGUGGACCCUCCUUGUUCCGUGUUUGGUCAAACUGAGGUUAUUCUGUGUGACCAAGAUGUCUAAAGUGUUUGAUAGUUUAGGUGGGGCUUUUGACAUGAUCAUUCUGUUUCUCCUCUUAUCACUAACUUGAAAUCUGUUGAAUUUAAACUGUUAUCGCAUCACCUGUUCUUUUUUGGUUUGACUUUUAAAAUGGAGAGAAUAAAAUUAUGUUUAACCGAAAG
Porites lobata is the source of this 22992-nucleotide messenger RNA. Lineage: Eukaryota; Metazoa; Cnidaria; Anthozoa; Scleractinia; Poritidae. The record is from the annotation of a GenBank genome assembly.